AUGGCGGACAACAGGGAGAAAGCGCUUCAGGACUACCGUAAAAAAUUACUGGAACAUAAAGAAGUUGACGGGCGGCUAAAAGAACUGAGAGAACAACUGCGAGAACAAACGAAACAGUAUGAAAAGUCAGAGAACGAUCUCAAAGCUCUUCAGAGUGUCGGUCAGAUUGUUGGAGAAGUCCUCAAACAGCUGACGGAAGAAAAAUUCAUUGUCAAGGCCACAAAUGGUCCUCGUUAUGUGGUUGGAUGCCGCAGACAGUUGGACAAGUCACAACUGAAGCCAGGUACUAGAGUGGCUUUGGAUAUGACUACGCUGACUAUUAUGAGGUAUCUUCCGCGAGAGGUGGACCCUCUGGUCUACAACAUGUCACAUGAGGACCCCGGGAGCGUCUCCUACUCUGAAAUUGGUGGAUUGUCAGAACAGAUCCGUGAGCUCAGAGAGGUGAUUGAGCUACCCCUGACAAACCCUGAGCUUUUCCAGAGAGUUGGAAUAAUCCCUCCAAAAGGUUGCCUUCUCUAUGGACCUCCAGGUACUGGGAAGACUCUUCUAGCAAGGGCAGUUGCAAGUCAGCUGGACUGUAACUUCCUCAAGGUUGUGUCCAGCUCCAUUGUUGACAAAUACAUUGGUGAAAGCGCCAGGCUCAUCAGAGAGAUGUUCAACUAUGCGAGGGAUCAUCAGCCUUGCAUCAUCUUCAUGGAUGAGAUCGAUGCCAUCGGUGGUCGGCGUUUCUCUGAGGGAACCUCUGCUGACAGAGAAAUUCAGAGGACAUUGAUGGAGCUACUCAACCAGAUGGAUGGCUUCGACACACUACACCGGGUCAAGAUGAUCAUGGCAACCAAUAGACCUGACACUCUCGACCCCGCCCUGCUGCGACCAGGCCGACUUGACCGCAAAAUCCACAUCGAGCUGCCCAAUGAACAGGCUCGUCUGGACAUCCUCAAAAUUCACUCCAGUCCCAUCACCAAGCAUGGAGAAAUAGAUUUUGAAGCUAUUGUGAAGCUGUCGGACGGUUUCAACGGAGCCGAUUUAAGGAACGUUUGCACGGAAGCAGGUUUAUUCGCCAUUCGCUCUGACCGAGAAUACGUCACCCAGGAGGACUUCAUGAAAGCCGUGCGAAAGGUGGCCGAUUCAAAGAAACUGGAGUCCAAGCUCGACUACAAGCCUGUAUAG
Molecule: messenger RNA, 1170 nt
Organism: Nerophis lumbriciformis (worm pipefish)
Lineage: Eukaryota; Metazoa; Chordata; Actinopteri; Syngnathiformes; Syngnathidae
Source: RefSeq, a predicted model, not a curated record